AUAGUCCAGGUGUUUGUUUACAAAAAUGAAAAAAACACAUCGUGAUUACUUAAAAUAAAAGACGACAGAAAGAAACAAACCAGUUUAAUAUUACCAGUUCUCUCUCUGAAAAUAAUUCAGAAGAAAAAAUGGAUUCAACAUCAAAAAACCAAACUCCAGAAUACUACCAAAACGUCGUCGUAAUGAGACACGGCGAUCGCAUCGACAACUUCGAUCCUUUAUGGAUAGCCACUGCACCUCGACCGUGGGACCCACCUCUCAUCAAAGAGGGUCGGGUUCGGGCUUUCUCUACGGGUCGCAAGUUUCGUAAUCUUUUCGGAUAUCCACUUCAUCGUAUUUUCGUCUCACCUUUCCUCCGCUGCGUUCAGACGGCAGCUGAAGCCGUUAUUGCUCUCUCCGCCGUUGAUGAUAACCCCGACGCACUCACCGGUGACUCUGUUACUAUCGAUCCUUCCAAACUCAAGGUCUCUGUUGAAUAUGGAUUAUGUGAAAUGAUGAGCAGGAUGGCAAUUAAGCUUGAGGUGGCUCCUAAAGAUGGAAAUUGGGGUUUCGACAUUUCAGAGCGUGAGGCCAUGCUUCCAAAAGGUACCUUGGAUAACACUGUAGAAAGGGUCUAUAAAGAGUUGCCUGUGUGGGAGGAAGAGCUUUCGCGCACGAGGGCUAGAUAUGAGCAAAUAGUUAAAGACCUUGCUGAUAAAUAUCCUACUGAAAAUUUGCUCCUUGUCACACAUGGGGAAGGAGUCGGGGUGGCUCUAUCUUCAUUCAGAAAGGGUGCUGUAGUAUGUGAAGUUGACUAUUGUGGUUAUGUGGAACUCAGACGCCCGAUUUUCAAGAAAGAUCAGUCAUUUACUGCAGGAGAAUUCGAAGUGCUUACCAAUGCUGGUCAAACUGGCGUAAAAUAUUCCGAUCUAAAAGAUCUUUGAGCAACGACAUCAGUUAAAUUUCCUAUUCCCCCUUCCACACGCCAGAUUCUCACUUAUCACUCUACUUAUUUUUACAUUGGAGUCCUCCAAUGUCCAGAUGACUUUUCCGUUGUUCAUACUUUAUUGAAUAGUAGAAUUUUAUCUGCAUAUUAUUCUUCACUCUUAUGAUAUUGGCCUUGAUUGAAUAGAAAACACAGGAGGAAAAGAAAUAGAAUUUGGUGGAGUUUAUGUUGCUAUUUUAUUCAGUAUUUUAUUGUGAAGAUACUACUUUGUUGUACAUUAAUAAUGAAACUGUGGACAUGAACCAAAGUUAGAAAAUCUUAUUUGAA
Trifolium pratense (red clover) is the source of this 1252-nucleotide messenger RNA. RefSeq lists its product as uncharacterized. The coding region runs from base 129 to 923 and encodes 264 amino acids. NCBI's taxonomy places the organism in Eukaryota, Viridiplantae, Streptophyta, Magnoliopsida, Fabales, Fabaceae. The record is from RefSeq and is a predicted model, not a curated record. The transcript has 4 exons.